Messenger RNA from Sclerotinia trifoliorum, 1817 nucleotides. Lineage: Eukaryota; Fungi; Ascomycota; Leotiomycetes; Helotiales; Sclerotiniaceae. The record is from the annotation of a GenBank genome assembly.
UAUUUAGAUCAAAGAAUUACCUCCCAUCUCAUCUAUAGAAUAAAAAUUCCUAAACUUAUUAUUUGUCCCAUAUAAACCCAUUAAUAUAUAUACCAACGAGAUGACAACCCCCGCUUCAUCAACUGCAGGCACCACCUUUGCCGAUGCUACCAAGGUGCAACAAUUGACUUCCCACACUUACUCUGCGAACUUUCCUGAUGUAAGAUUCUUGAAUACAUGAUUAUGGCUGAAUCAAUGCUACCUCCAACAUACAAAAUAUCCAUUUACCAGAAGAAUCAUACUGACAUCAACACAGGACUGGUGCAUAGGCACAGGUAAAUAGACAAUCACCUUACCGCCUACCAAACUAUCCAUCCGUUGUCUAAUCAAACUAUGUAGUUCCUCAUGGAGGUUUCAUAACCGGAGUCUUCCUCCAAGUCUCUACGCUCCAUUUUAGAACCACUCUCUCCGCCCAAAAUCAACCUAAUCCCAUAAUUCUCCAUCUCGAGUUCCUGCGUCGGACUCAAGUUGGUCCCGCCAUCUUCACCGGUAAGCAUAUCCCGUGACUUCUACGUUUCAAUAUGAUCAUGUAGUUGUCUCUAUUUAUGUUCAAGACUGGCUUCUAUGUACUAACUUUCAUUCUAGUCCAAGAUACCAAAAUCGGGAGACAAACAUCUAUUCUUCACAUAACCCUAUCACAAGGCGACCGCGUAGAAGUAGUCGGUUAUAUAACUCACUCCAAUACCACCACUGAAGAAGGCGCUUCUUCCCCUCAUACUCAUGUUCUUAAGCCUGCCCCUCUUCCAGUGUCUCUUCCCCGUAAGUAUAGGCGAUUUUGCCAUCACAACCCCACAACAGAGCGAUCAUCAAUUUUCGCUUACCAAGUCCGACUCCUCCCUCUAUCAACACCUACCAACUCCAUCCCCUUUCCCUAUCAACACCUACCUACUCUAUACCUCCCCCCCAAGUAAACACAUACUAACGCCGAAUCUACAGUCCUAAAAACCAACACCGACCCCAACUACCACCUCCGAGAAUUAGCUUUCUCCAACUUCCGUAAAGCCACCAAAAAAGGUUAUAUGUACCUCCCCCGCACUGAACCAUCUCCCAACAUCUCAGACGAAUGGAUCCGAUUAUCCACUGGCGAAUACGUAAGCACCAGUUCUCCAUCAGAUGCAGACUUGCCCUUCCCGUCCCCGUUCCUCCCAUUCCUCCUCUACUCUCCCUCCACAAUCCUAACUAACCAACAACCACCCCCAACAGUGGACCAACGAAAGCCUCGCCUUCGCCUGCGACAUGUUCGCAAUCCCCACCGAAAUCCCCAAUUCACUCAACACUUCCACACCCACCCGCACAUCCCCCUCACCCUACCCAUCCCCAUCCUCCUCCACCCCAGCCCCAGCCCCAGCCCCAGUAGCAAAAUACUGGUUCCCAACCCUCGUCCUCAACAUCGAUUUCAAAAAAUCGCUUCCACAAGAAGGCAUCGAAUGGCUCUUCAUCCGCGUCGAGCGCAAACAGAUCAAGAACGGACGUAUGGAUAUCGAGUUAACGGCUUGGGAUGAGACGGGGGAAUUGGUCGCCAUUAGUAAUCAUGUUGCGUUGGUUGUGGGGUUGGAGAGAAAUACGGCGGAGAGGGGCUCGAGUAAGAUUUGAGAUGUGAGAUUUGAGAAGUGAGAAGUUAGAUUUUAGAUGUUAGUGAAGGUGACUGAGAUGGGACUUGUGGGAUCGGAAUUUCUGGGAUAGGAGAUAGAUUGGAGAUUGAGACGAAACAAUGUAAAUUUGCAUAUAGAAUCGCCGACCAAACAUAGGAAACUGAAAUAAAGAAUUCAGAUCACAUC